GAACCCCGCGGGAGCGAUGGUUGUUGGGAGCGGGCUUCGCAGGUGCUGCGCGCCUCUCUGAGGGCUCUCGGCUGCGUCCUCGGAGCGCCAGGUUAUGAAAGAUGGCGAAUCUAGAUAAAAGUAAACCGAAGAUAUUAAAAGCCAAAAAAACAAUGCCCACAAGUUGCCGGAAGCAAGUAGAGAUCCUGAAUAAGUCAAAGAAUGUUGAAGCACUGAAAACAGCAUCAACUGGGAGUAAUGUUCCAACUGAUAAUCUGAAUUUAAGUACUGAUUUCAUAAUAAGCACAUCUAGACUGUCUCAAAAUGUUGGUUUCUCUUUGGACUCUAACAAAAAUACAGUGUCCUCAGAAAAAAACACAAUAAUCCCUCAGAAUUUAAUAAAACCAGUGGAAGAAAAUGUUGAUUCAGAAGCCAGAUUGGAAUGUGUUAAUGAACACGUUACAUGUCCUAACCAAAAGCCAAGAAAAGCAAUAGAUUCUCCCAGCAAACUCUGUAUACAAAAAGCAAAAGAUUCAUGGGAUACUUCUGAAAGCCAUUUUGAAUAUCAUACAAGUGUAACAAGUUCCUUUUUUGAACAUAACAAGAAUUCUCAUCUGAAAUCCAUUUGGUGGCCACCCUCUCUAUUGAGUAGUAUACUUCAAAUGCCAAAGGCUACAGAAAUGAAUACCUUGGAUGAUAAGAGAAUCGACAACAUGAUUUCCCUUUCAAAAACAAGCUCCAAAUCAGUGUCACUUCAUAAAAGGCAAAAUGACAUUUUAAGUUCAGAUUCAGAUUUUGUGCCUAUUGAAAAAACACCUAACUUGAGUUCAGUCAGUUCCAGCAACUGUGCUGCUAAAGUUUUGAAAAGUGAAGAAUACAAUAAAAACUGUUAUUCCAGCAUUUCAAAUUGUGAAAGUACCGAAUCAGAAUGGCGAUCAUCACUUGACACUGAUGGAAAUAAGAGCCAAAAUCAGAAGAAGAGGAUGUUUUCAGAAAACAAAGAAAAUGCUAAGCGCAUGAAAACUUCAGAGCAAAUUAAUGGAAAUAGUCGUGUAACCCCAGAAAGGCAAACAGCAUUGCUGGAAAAGGUCAAACAUUUGAUUCAACAGGAAAUCUGUAAUAUAAAUUUCAAACAAUUUGAUAACAAACUGAAAGAAUUGAAUGAACGCAUUGAGAAGAUGCAGUGCAAGAACAAACAUGAAGCAGUAGCUAAUGAGCUCUUUGCAAAAAUAGCAAAACUUCAGAGACGUAUUAAAGCAGUAUUAUCAUCUCAGAGUAUUCGUAUAGAACCAAAUGUGUCUACUAAUACAGCCUAUAAGGUUACAAAUUUAGAGACCAUGAAUUUGGGUAUGAAUUGCGAGUCAGUUAAAAGUCCAUGUGAAAGAAUGACUUCUGUGAACUCUGAAGCAAGUGAAAAGAUAAAUUUGUCACCAGAUCAUGUUGAGUUCGUUUCUGAUAGUAACAGUGAUGAUGUUACGUUGGUUUCUGUGGAAAGUCCUAAUUUGACAACUCCAAUUACAUCAAAUCCAACAGAUCUGAGGAAAGUUACAUCUGAAAAUUCUAGUAGUUCACUUAAUGUGGAAACAGAAGUUGUGGCUGCAGAGAUGAGGAAACUUGAUUGUGUAAUCGAUUUGACAAAAGAAGGUCUAUCCAUCUGCGACACAGAAAGUCCGGUGUCAACCUUGGAGUCAGUGUUGAAAGCUGUUUCAAACACCAAAGAAACAACCCCAGUGGCACGGAAAGCAGCCCAGAAUGCAACCCAGGUUCUUGAUUCCUUUGAUCACCUGCCACCUCUCCCAGAGCCACCACCACCACUACCUGAGCUAGUAGACAAAAUUCGAGAUACGCUGCCUCCCCAGAAGCCUGAGCUCAAAGUGAAACGGGUGCUGAGACCCAGGGGCAUUGCUCUGACUUGGAACAUCUCCAGAAUCAACCCCAAGUGUGCACCUGUGGAAAGCUACCACCUCUUCCUGUGCCACGAGGACUCCAACAGUAAGUUGAUCUGGAAGAAGAUUGGAGAAAUUAAAGCUUUACCACUCCCCAUGGCCUGUACUUUAUCUCAGUUUUUAGCUUCCAACAAAUAUUAUUUUACUGUCCAGUCAAAAGACAUUUUUGGGCGAUAUGGACCAUUUUGUGAUAUAAAAUCUAUCCCUGGUUUUUCUGAAAAUCUUACCUAAAAAAAAGUGUUCAAUAAUUAUAUGUUUUGCUUCUGAAUUUUUUUUGUAUUUGUUUUGUUUACAAUGUUUCUGUAACACUAUUUGUCAUUUUUAAGGGCUGUUUCAGAUUGUGAACAGUCUUCUUCUGUAUGUUGUAAGUCACCUCUAGUUUCAUGAAUUUCUGAUGAAUUUUGCAUUCAGUGUGUACUUUUAAUGUCUGUAUUGUAAAAGAUACACUAUCAUGGACACAUGUUGCUAAGGUGUGUUGUGAGCAAUACCUUUGGUAACUAUGGAGCUGCUGCUGCUGCUAUCAGAAGCCCUAGACUACAGGCAACCAUGGAAUAUUCUGUUGAUAAUGGCUGUUUGUGACCUGCUGUGCUCAGUUAUACUGCAAGAAAAAGUGCUCUCUUUACCAAGGCCAGAUCAUCCCUGGGGUGUGUCUCAACUAACAUUUGAAGAAAAGAAAUAUCCUCCCAGUCUGUUUAAAUUCUAAGUGGGUUAUUAAUUUGUGUACCUCCUUUUUGUUGGGGGAGGGGGUAGAGUUUGUCAUUCUUUGGGGAGGGAAAUAGUCUGGAGAGUUUUCCUGAAUCCGUGUAUAGUUACAUUUACAAAUUAACUUAUAUUGUGUGCUACAUACACAAAAACUUACAGUAUCUCUUAGAAAGCAUUGUUGGAUCCAUUAUUUCAGCCUCAAAUUUAAGGCUUUAAUUAGCUGAUUCCCUAAAUGCUACCAUUUGCUCAUUUCCUAGUUGCCAUCAGUACUCAGGGAACAUAACACUAAGGGGCUCUUAGAGCGAUCUCUUGUACACCUGUACCUGAGAGAACACUGACUUGAGGUGCCUCUGGUACAGGUAGCCAAGAAAUUCUGACGUGUGAACAGCGACUGCAGGGUAAUGCGGGGCCCAGAGGAGACCAACUGGAAAACUCAAUCUGGCAUGUGGUAAAAACAAAAAUAGCAUUCUUUCCUGAUAGGUAAAGUUCUGAGAUUUAAAAAAUGAAUAAAGAGUGGUUUCCUUUGGCGUUGUAUGAAUGCCUUGACAUCUUCAAUAAGAAAGUUAUUUUUCUUUUCAGACUCUUGUGUCUUUUCCAGAACAUGAAAACGGAGAGAGCCAGAUUCUGAACCAUAUCUGAGGGGAUGGACUGCCCUCUACGAGGUUUUGUUCAGAAUCAGUGACUGGGGGGUGCCCUGCCGCACAGGGCAAGAAUUCUCCAUGAACAUGACUUUUCACCCUUGCAUUGAUGCAGACUAGACAUUCACUUGCUAAAUAAAGAC
Messenger RNA from Lepus europaeus (European hare), 3408 nucleotides. RefSeq names its product activating transcription factor 7 interacting protein 2 (gene ATF7IP2). NCBI's taxonomy places the organism in Eukaryota, Metazoa, Chordata, Mammalia, Lagomorpha, Leporidae. The record is from RefSeq and is a predicted model, not a curated record. The coding region runs from base 102 to 2156 and encodes 684 amino acids. Gene Ontology annotation, biological process: regulation of DNA-templated transcription. Gene Ontology annotation, cellular component: nucleus; transcription regulator complex. Gene Ontology annotation, molecular function: protein binding; transcription coregulator activity. The transcript has 11 exons.